GCUACAAAACACGUCUUCGGGUACGGACCUAUGGACUGGCAGCUCGGUGCAGCCACGAAGAUCCUUGAGACCAAUGACUCUAUGAUCAUCGCGGGCACAGGGGCGGGCAAGUCACUCGUAUUCGCGCUGCUUGCAAUUGCAGCUGAGUUGACGAAAUCCGAUGGACUCGUCCUUGUUGUAUGCCCACUUAAAGCC
Messenger RNA from Fomitopsis serialis, 195 nucleotides. RefSeq lists its product as uncharacterized. The record is from RefSeq and is a predicted model, not a curated record. The annotation marks the transcript as partial. Lineage: Eukaryota; Fungi; Basidiomycota; Agaricomycetes; Polyporales; Fomitopsidaceae. Gene Ontology annotation, molecular function: ATP binding; nucleic acid binding. The transcript has a single exon.